This is a messenger RNA of Anopheles darlingi, 1253 nucleotides long. RefSeq lists its product as uncharacterized. Gene Ontology annotation, biological process: negative regulation of amyloid precursor protein biosynthetic process. Gene Ontology annotation, molecular function: amyloid-beta binding. Gene Ontology annotation, cellular component: plasma membrane; Golgi apparatus; extracellular exosome. The record is from RefSeq and is a predicted model, not a curated record. Lineage: Eukaryota; Metazoa; Arthropoda; Insecta; Diptera; Culicidae. Bases 204 to 1136 code for a protein of 310 amino acids. The transcript has 4 exons.
CUCGGCUCUGCUCGCAUUUUUCCACCGACCUCCGGAGAAAACACAGUCGAAAAAGUAAAACAAUCCUGCGCUUUUUUGCGUCGUUUCCGACAUCCAUUUUGGUGACUAAACUCAAUUCAGUGCGUGUUAUCUAAGGCCUGUGCUAAGCUUCGACAUUUCUGCCUCGCCCGCCUGAAAUUGGUUGAGCGCCGCCGAAAGAGAAAAUGACGAUCUUCACCAAACCAGCGACGAAGAAGGGCGAGAAGAGCAUUCUGCCCUUGGUUGGUGCUGGUUCCGCUCCGAGUGCUCCAGCUGCUGACGAUGCUUCGAACAACUCAACUGCGGCAAGUAUCAUCAUGCUGCGCCGUGGGCGCCAACUGUCCCCGGCAACGGCUGCCAUUCUCCUGAUGGUGGCCGUGCUCGGUUUCUCGAUCGGUACGAUUGGUGGACUGUUCUACUACCGCCAGUACGCGCAGUCCCGCAACCAGCAUUUCCAUGCCUUCUGCAAGAUUCCCUAUGAUUCGAGCAACUUCGAGCCGCUGCACUUCCGUAGUGUGAACAUGUUCCAGCCCUUCCGGGAUGCUACACUUCAGAACUUUGACAGCGACGCCUCAUCGGAUGACAAUAGUAACAACAGUGAGGGAGAUACGAAUGGCAACGAACCAUCAGGUGAACCAUUCUUUAAUGAAGAGUUCGAACUUGGUCUGGGAGAAGAGGAUAGCUACUCGAAGAUCGAUGUACCACUAUUCCGUGGUCAGCGUCCCGCCCGUUUCCUGCACGACUUCAAGUUCAACCAGUCCGGCAUCAUCGACAGUGCGUAUCGCCGUUGCUUCAUCAUGCCGCUCGACCGUGAGACGGUGCUACCGCCCCGAUCACUUCGCGAUCUCAUCCAGAAGAUGCAGGAGGGCUACUACAACAUCGACACGAGCGUACUGAAGAAGACGAUGCGCGUGGUCACGCCCGAACUGACCGACUAUACCGAUGUUUCGCCUCGCAUCACCAAGGAAUGCGUUGAGAUGAAGAUCUACUCGCUGGAGAAGGUUGUUAGUGGUGUCUACAAACGUUCGACCGACAUCGUGGAGCGCCUGAAGUUUGCCGAAUUCGGCGGAAACCACAUCUCGCUGAUCGACAUUCAGAACCUGGACGAGUUGAAUUAAAGCAGAUGUGUAAGCACGCGCUGCACCGAGGGAGAAAUCGGUUAGAAGUCGGUAUCGAGUCGAAUCAUUGGAACAUCUUUAUUCGAAGAAUACAUCCGGUUAGCCUUCUGAUCCUUC